AUGUUCAAGGUGGAGCGGCGCCUCCUACUUGCAGCAGAUGAGCAGCGCAGGCUUGGACUGCGCGUCAAAUGCUUUCUCCACCAAAUCAGCCUGGUGCGGAAGAUGGGGGUGCUUUGCUUCGACUCAUUUUGGCCAAGUUUGGUCAGAUUAUCACACCUCUUCGAGAGUUUUUCUUUCAAGAAAAAGUUCUCUUUGGCACUUGUCCAAGUGUUGAGUGCACCUGGAAUACCCGUGGCAGAUUUUCCGACUGAGAUGCCCGAGUGGCGCUGCAGAGCAGACUGGAUCCAGCGGUCCUUUGAUUGUCCGUCUAAGGCCGCGCGCCAGAAGCUGGUUGAUUUUCUUGAAUUUGCCAAUGGCGACUCCCGCUUGGACACAGUGACGCAUUAUUGUAGAAACUGCUGCGAAAGCAACGAGGAGAGUUUCCAAAAACUUUUACACUUGGCAAUCCCACUGUUUGCGCGGGGGUUUUCAGUGCCUCUUUUAUAUAGAUUCAAGCACUUCUCCCCAGCUGCCGGCUACAUGAAGUUUGGCUGUUGUGCCUUCAGACUGCUCCCUCGAAUUAUGGCCCAGAUGCAGCAAAACGCGGCCAACAGCACAGAAGCUGGAUCGGAGGUAGCCAGCUUGGUCCAAGACAUCUUGUGCCAGGAGAGAUCUACUGCAGACAAUCCAACUCCAGAAGAUGUCCAGCGCAUGGUAGAUACGUUGCUGGACAAUGAUUUGAGCUACAGCCUUCAGAACUCAGUCAGGCGCCGUCUUGUGGCAGAGCAGCUCUCAAAACCCAAUUUUCUGCAGGGAUCGAUAGUCAUUGAGAGCUUGAUCAAUGCAUUUGAGCCUGCAAUUAAUGCUCUCUUCAAGCGCACUGGCCAGCUCACCCGUUUGACAGGGCUUGGAAGCUCCCAUCCCGAGUAUGAGUCAUUGAAAGAGGAAUGUGCAGAGUCGUUCUUGUACAUUGUUUGUGGUGAUUUUGGGCAUGAUUGCAUCAGCCGGACUCUCCGUCUUCUUGAGAACGGGUUGUCUGAGAAUGUCCAUAUGGGCUUGCAGCCCUCUUCUGAAAGGUUGAAGUUGCUUUUUCAACUGGUUUGCGCUUGCUCCUCUGAUUUGUGGCGAAGAUUAGUGCAGGAGUGCAACAGAUAUCCUCUCAAGGUCUUCAGUUUCCUGAGGUUGAGGAAAAACCUUGCAGGGUUUGUCAAAGAAUGGGACGAGCUUCUGAAGACCAAACGCUUGUGCCCCACAUGCUUGGACACGGAAUUCUCACAGGCAUUGUUGGCUCCUUUUGGCCCAGAGCCGCUGGCUCAUCAAACGCUUCACACUCAGCUCGCCGUACAAGAAGAAGUGUGCCGGGUCUUGAAUCACAUUGCAAGCUACACGCCUGUCAACGCAGACACGGUUGAAAUCAAGCAUGGAAACAUGCAGUGGGCCGUCUCUAAAAGGGCAUCAAUGUAUGUAAAGAAGGCUCCAGCAGCGCGAGAGACUAGCGUUCUGCAGUCAGCCAUUCGAAAUCAUUGCAUUGCUCAAGACGAAGUACAGGCUCUCACAAUGCCAGCGCCCAGGGUUUCCGCAGCUAUACAGCGGCAAGUGGGUGUCAAGUCUACCAACCAGAAUUCCCAGCAGCUUCAUCAGAACACUGGGGCAGCGGAGCCUCAACGCAGACCAAUGGAAUCCAUCCAGCAAAAGCAGCUGCGACUUGAACGUGCAGAGAGUAGGAAUGUCAGAUCUCUUUCCGGCUGGAAUGUCUUUCAGCGGGAGCGCUUGGGUGGACAACAGUUUUCUAUGGCCGAAUACCAAAGCAAGGUAAGCUCCUUAUCAAAGGAGUGGCGCGGUUUGGGAAGCGAGCAGAAAGAGGAUUUCCAGGUUCAGGCAGUGCAUGAACAACAAGUACGCCACAGAGUUUCUGAAGCUGCCCUCAAGCCAAAGAAGCAACUGGAGCCUGACCGUCCCGAGCUACAAGUAACUCUUUCUUUGGAGGAGGAAGUGGGCAAAAAAGGUCUUUCAAAGAUUUCUGCCAAACGCCUAGCCAUCAACAAAGAGCUGUACCAUUCCCACCCUCUUUGGUCCAGCCCUUCGCAAAUGGGAGACGGUGAUGGAGCCCUCAAAGCCAAGGACAUUGAUGUCUCUUCAUCAGACUCAGCAGUCCACACUUUCCUGCACGAGACCCUUCACAAACAGUCGUGCCCGGAGGAUGUUGCAAAACAUUUGCAUGCAGCGCAGGAACUGGAGGCCAAUGAUGAAACCUGCCUGCCUGGCAUGUGCCGAAGCAGUGGAGUUUUUCACAAUGCCAUGAAACUGGUGCGAGCCUUUGCAAAGAACUUGGAUUCACACAGCAUCAAGGCUGGAGCCUUGAUGCACAUCAGCAGCGAUUUGUGCUCGUCAACAGUGGCUGCAUUUUUAGGUGUCACUGUGAAGAAGCCGUGCCUGCAAACCUUGAUCAUCGCCAGUGUAGAGGAUACUAGAGCAUCCUUCCAAUUGGAUGAUGCAAGCAGGCUUCAAGUUCGUACUUCGUGUGAGAUUUUCAGCCAGAUGCUUACAGAAGCUUCCAAAAGCAGAGUUGCAUCGCAGGCGAAGGUGUUUGAGCUGACAUUCGAGAUUUGGCGGUGCGAGCCUUUCGUCGACCAAGCUGAUUGUUUGCAGGUUCGCACUGAACUUGGUGGCUCUGGCUCUGACGCUGAUGACUCAGCUAGUUCAGAUUCAGAGGAUUCGGAGCCAAGUGAUUUAGAUGCCAAUGCCGAUGCCCAGAAUAUAGAUGAGACGGAGCCAGUUGAACCAGUUUCUGAGACCAUGCUUGCUGAAGUCCUGGCUGCCAAUGCAGUUGUGGAUGAUAUAGCUUCAGCUUCCAGUUCCAGAGCGCAAGUCGAAAGCAUUGUUUCCACAAUGUCGGCGCAAGGUUCCUUCUUCAGCCGGGAACUGGGCCUUGGCGCUGAAAAUGGCCUGGCAGCCAGUGGCAGAUCGAAGUGUCAUGUUUGCCAUGCUUUGAUAGCGAAGGGUGAUGUGAGGUUUCAAUGGUGGUGGAAUACCAAAAAGCCAAACGCAUGGCUGCACCCUUACUGCGUGAUAAGCGCAGCUGACAACUACAACUUGAGAUCCAGUACUGUUUCAAAGCUGGAGAUUGUAGCCAGGGAUGCUGAGGUUAACUUGGUGCGGGUUGCGGUGAGCAACAUUCUGGAAAGAUUGUCGAUGUGA
Molecule: messenger RNA, 3177 nt
Organism: Durusdinium trenchii
Lineage: Eukaryota; Dinophyceae; Suessiales; Symbiodiniaceae
Source: the annotation of a GenBank genome assembly